Messenger RNA from Melitaea cinxia (Glanville fritillary), 1665 nucleotides. RefSeq lists its product as uncharacterized. The transcript is spliced from 2 exons. The coding region runs from base 311 to 1123 and encodes 270 amino acids. Lineage: Eukaryota; Metazoa; Arthropoda; Insecta; Lepidoptera; Nymphalidae. The record is from RefSeq and is a predicted model, not a curated record.
GCCACAUCUAAUUAUUGGUUAUGUAAUUCAUUGAGGUAUUAAAUUGAGAUUGAUAAGACAAAUGGAAAUAUUACCAUAAGGUUUAAUGAUAAUUUUGUUUAACUGCAACAUUUUUGUUGUAAAUUUAUUAUUUUAUGAGCAUUAGAAAUAAACGUAAUUCGUUUUUCGCAUUUUUUACUGAUGCAUCAUAUAACCUCAAAGUGAUUUCUUAUUUCACGAAACUUACCAAAUUUAUAUAUUUAACGACUGUAAUUUGUCAUAAAGAGGUGCACAUUACAUGUCAUCCUUAUACAUAAGUUAAACUAACACAAUGAAACAUAUAUCUACCGAAAAAUCAAAGAAAAAUGGCUAUCAGUCAGAUGAUGACAAUGUACGGUAUAAAAUCAACAAGGAGUAUUUUAAUGGAAAACAAAGUCCCAAAACCGUCAAAAGACCUGAUAUAAUCGACGUAGAUGAUGAAAAUGUCCGUUACAAAUUUCCUACAACCCUUUCAGCAUCCAAGUCUAAAUUAAUAGAACGGAAACCAAAAUCGAAGCCUAAAAUUAAAGUUAACUUCUGGAGUAACAAGCAAGCAGUAAGAAGACUAAAUAAAGCUGAAGACAAAGAAGUUAGUAGUAAUCGUAGGCAUACUGUUGGUGGUAGCAUUAAUGAACUAACGGCCAAACCAAAGACAUCUACUGUCAAAGUGCGCAAACGAGUCUCUUUCCUGCCUUCGCCUCUCUUUUUAGAUAAUCAUGUACCCAUGGUUACUGUACCAGAUGACUUGACAAUACAGUUAAAUGAAGAAGAGGCAAAUGACCUUGGUGAAGACCUUAACCAUGCCUUUAUAAAUAGUCAAAGGGAAGAAAUAAAAUCAAACGAUAAUUCAAAAAGAAAAGGAAGAUCUUCAACAACAACACAAGCCAGUCCUAAGCUUGCUAAACGUAAAAGGAGUUCUGAUGACUCUGAGUUACGAUCUCAAGGUAACGAGAAUGAGUUGGAGUUCUUCUCAAAAUACGUUGUACAAAAACUAAGAAGAAUGGAGACUAAUCAAAGAAUUUACUCCGAAAACCUUAUUAACACAGUCCUUAUGUUAGGUCAACUGGGUAAAUUGAAUGGUAAAUCAAAAAUAAAUGAAGUAUAAUAUAUUUACAUAUUUAUAUUAUGUACUUUAUACAUGUUUACACAAAUUGUUAGUAUACUCCAAAUAGAUUUGGAGACAAUUGUUUUUCACCAGAGAUACUGUUUAAUUCUUACUAAAUUGUGAUUCAUCUAUUUUGUAAAACAUAUAAGUAUUUAAUAAUUUAUAUCUUUCAAUUAAAAUUUUAGGAACAAUAUGUUUCUAAAUUAUAGUGUAUAAGAUUUUUUAAAUGUACAUUAUGUACAUAAAGAGCACCAAUAGUGACUUUUUAUCUUACAUGAGAAGCUACUAUUAUUUAAUAUUGUUUCUUACGCUUACAAACAGCCAACAUUUUAAUAUCUACUCUAUUUUUAGUAGUUAAUAUUGAGAUUUCACUCUAUGAGAUAAUAACAGUAUCACAGUAAUAGCAUGACCAUACACACUACCUAUUUUUUAUAAUUUACAGUAGUUUACUAGUACUUCCCAAUUGAAAACCAUUUUUUUUUUUAUCUAAAAUAUUAUUAGCCUUAUAAGUUAUUGAAGUAUACAAUUAAAAGUAACUAAAA